AUGCAAAGGAGGGUGAAGAGAUCUCGACGCCAUAAGCAAAGAGCAUCUAAAGGAGCGAAAAGUCGUUCACGAUUCGAGACGGAAAUACCCAGCUCGGAAAGCUUCAAGACUAGCACCGAGGUAGAAGGAACGUUCAAGACGUCGCGUACGAGUACCUCCUCGUCGUCAGAAGGUACUCUCGACGAAACGCAAAUCCGGCCGCCAACGUCACGCCCAAAGAAAUCGCCGCAACGGAAAUCUAGAGCCAAAAGGUCCACGGCAGCAUGGCAUGGCCCUCCCCCUGUGCUUCCGCAGUUUACACCUCCUCAGCGUCAGUUUCCGCCUCAGGUACCGUAUCCGUCCAGGCCGCGUGCCCCCACUCCAAAAGCAAAAGAACCUCCACCAUACCGGGAAUCCACCUACGACCCGUUUAAGCCUCCUCCUCGUUCCUGGCCUGGAACAUCCGGUCCUCAAGGCGGAAUAUCUCCAUGGUUUCCUCCACGAAUACCCCCUUACGAUCCGUUUAGGCCUCGCUCUCAUUCCCUGCCUGCAGCACCCCAACCACUCCCAGAAGAAGACGAUAGGACGAUAAUUCCGGGGGGAACAGCAACGUUUUUCCGCAAGGUGCCGCUGCGUGCGGGUGCCCCUCUGAAGAUGCAUUAUACAGAGCGUGACGAUCCAACGAUUGUCCACGGCGAAACAACGAAGUUUUUCAAAGGUGAAAUAAACUAA
Messenger RNA from Soboliphyme baturini, 711 nucleotides. NCBI's taxonomy places the organism in Eukaryota, Metazoa, Nematoda, Enoplea, Dioctophymatida, Soboliphymatidae. The record is from the annotation of a GenBank genome assembly.